ACAUUCAUUUGUGACAAGAAUUAUUUUGGUCCAAAUUGUGAGAUAUCUUGUAAUAGAAGCAGGCCAAAUGGAAGUUGUUUGGAAAACGGCACAUUCAUUUGUGACAAGAAUUAUUUUGGUCCAAAUUGUGAGAUAUUUUGCAGAGACAACAAACAUGGAUCACAUGAAUCAUGUUGGAAUGAUGUUGAUUUGAAAUGUAAGGAUAAGAUUUCACAGGCACGGCGGAAUAGGGUUGAUGUAUACCCUUGUUGUCAAUAUUUGUGUGAGAAUUAUUGUAAGGAAGAGAAUGGAAGUGAUUUUUUUUCAACUCUUAUGUUUCGAGGAAUUUUAACUGAAGCCGGGAUUCAAGAGUUUUUUCAUAACUUGACGGAAGCUUUAAGAUGCACAGAUAAUAAAUUGGUGUACGCCAUUGUUUCCAAAAGUUCAAAGAAAAAGUUAACGGACAAAAAUACCAUAACGACACUUUCAUUUGAAUUAGUAUGCAAUUGUUCGCUGAUGAUUCAACAGAAAUUACAUCCAUUCAUUCUGGAUCACCUACUAAAAUUGAACACACAUGUUUAUCCGCCAAUCAUACUUCAUAUACCAGAGGGACGCCAGAAUGCCAAAAGAACCCGAGAGCAGGAUUGGUUAUCCAAAAAUUGGAAAAUGACAGCGGCCAUUCUAGGAUCGAUUGCAAUUGCAUUGUGCAUUGUCCUCGUGGCCGAGAUCGCUAAAAUAAAAUAUCGAAAAUUAUAUCAGCUGCCAGAUUUCACCUAGCCGGAUCUCGAAAGGAACAGGAAAAGACUUAGUGCCUUAA
Messenger RNA from Saccostrea cuccullata (small rock oyster), 796 nucleotides. RefSeq lists its product as uncharacterized. The transcript is spliced from 4 exons. Bases 313 to 756 code for a protein of 147 amino acids. The record is from RefSeq and is a predicted model, not a curated record. NCBI's taxonomy places the organism in Eukaryota, Metazoa, Mollusca, Bivalvia, Ostreida, Ostreidae.